This is a messenger RNA of Striga hermonthica, 2433 nucleotides long. The record is from the annotation of a GenBank genome assembly. Lineage: Eukaryota; Viridiplantae; Streptophyta; Magnoliopsida; Lamiales; Orobanchaceae.
AUGGCUGUUUAUUAUAAAUUCAAAAGUGCUAAAGAUUAUGAUUCAGUUGCGAUUGACGGUCACUUUAUAUCGGUGGGACACUUGAAAGAAAAAAUAUUUGAAUUAAAGCAUUUGGGCAGAGGUACAGAUUUUGACCUUGUUGUCACCAACGCCCAGACUAAUGAAGAGUAUCUCGAUGAAGGAAUGUUAAUUCCCAAAAAUACUUCAGUUUUAAUACGCCGGGUUCCUGGACGUCCUCGCAAAGCCAUAGUUACUGCUCCUGUUACCGUGCAAGAAGAGGCUAAUGUCGAAAAUAAUUACGAUGAUGGUCAAGCUGUAAAAGGUGGUGUUUCUGGAGUAUAUCAACCUGCCACGAAUAAUGCUGAAGAUUUUGAAUGGGAUGAAUUUGGGAAUGACCUCUACGCGAUGCCUGAAACUGUACCUGUUCAGUCAAACAUCCCGGUUCAGGAUGCUGCUCCUGUUAGCAAGGAUGAUGAGGAGAGCAAGAUUAAAGCUUUAAUUGACACUCCAGCCUUAGAUUGGCAGCGUCAACCUUCUGAUGGCCUUGGUCCUGGUAGGGGUUUUGGACGGGGCAUGGGUGGAAGAAUGAUGGGUGGACGCGGUUUUGGUCGAGGUGGAUUUGAGAAGAAGACACCACCACCAGGCUACAUAUGCCACAGAUGCAAGGUGCCAGGGCAUUUCAUUCAGCACUGUCCAACGAAUGGUGAUCCCACCUUUGACAUCAAGAGGGUCAAACCUCCUACUGGAAUUCCAAAGUCAAUGUUGAUGGCAACUCCAGAUGGCUCGUAUGCGCUACCAAGUGGAGCCGUGGCAGUUCUUAAACCAAAUGAGGCUGCAUUCGAGAAAGAGAUUGAGGGAAUGCCAUCCACGCGUUCUGUUGGUGAUCUCCCUCCAGAACUGCAUUGUCCUCUUUGUAAAGAAGUUAUGAAGGAUGCUGUUCUUACGAGCAAGUGUUGUUUUACUAGCUUUUGUGAUAGAUGUAUAAGAGAUCACAUCAUAUCCAAAUCAAUGUGUGUGUGCGGGGCCACAAAUAUUCUCGCAGAUGAUCUGUUGCCUAACAAGACGUUACGCGAUACUAUUAACCGGAUUCUAGAAUCCAAUAAUAACAGCACUGAAAAUGGUGGGAGUGCUUUUCAAGUCCAAGACAUGGAAUCUCGCAAUCCACAAGCUAAGGUUCCAUCCCCUACACAGUCGGUUGCCUCAAAAGGACAGCAGAUGUCUGCUCCACCACCUCAAAGGGAGGAUACUCCGAAAGUUGGAGAUAUUGUUGAAGAAAAUAAGGCGUCGAAUCUGCACCUGGUACAGGUAAAGGGGAGAAGUAUAGAUGUGCCUGAUGUUUCAGAAGCUACACAUGACUCAAGAACAGUUAAAGAAGCUGCUUCACGGGGGAGUGGUCCUUUGGCUGAUGAAGAGGUACAACAGAAACCAGUUUCUGGGGAAGCAGGAAAGAAGAAGAAAAAGAAGAAAAUUCGGAUGCCUCCUGGUGCUCCAGAUAUGCAAUGGAGAAAUGCACAAGAACUUGUACCCGAGAAUUAUAUGAUGCCGUUAGGCCCUUCUGCUUUUAAUCCUUACUGGAAUGGCAUUCAACCUGGACUGGAUGGAUUCAUGCCUCCUCCAUAUGGUGGUCCCAUGCCACCAUACAUGGGUUACGGAUUUAAUCCAAUGGAAGUUCCAUUUCCUGGUGCUGUACCACAUGAUCCAUUUGGAGGACCUGGCUGUAUGUUUCCUUAUGGCCCUCCUCAGCCUCAGAGGGACCUUGCCGAGUUGGCCGUGGGAUUUAACUCGGGGCCACCCAUCAUGAGUCGAGAGGAAUUUGAAGCCCGCAAAGCUGAUCUGAAGAGGAAACGUGAAAUGGAGAGACGCAAUGAAAGACAAAUUCAUAGAGAUGGAGAAUACGGGAGAGAAGGGAGCAGCACAGGCUAUGCGACUUCGCGAUCCAAAUUCAAACCGAACCCGCCUCCACCUUCCGACAACCACCAUCGGCAUAACCGACACUCGCCGGAGCUUUCACGCCCGUCCUCCAAGAAGAAACACGAGACCCACCCAUCUCCCGACCCCCAUCAAAACCGCAGCCGGCAGCGGCACUCGGAAUCCCCUCCGGCGCCUCCCUCAUCUGCGGCCGAUCGGAAGCAGAAGCCAAGCGUCUUCUCCCGAAUCAGCUUCCCGGAAAACGAGAGGAAAAAGCCACCUUCGGCUCCGGCGCCGGCAUGCCCCACAGGUUCCUCCGGCAAGAGGGCGGUGCCCCACCACCCCUCGAACGGACACCACCACCACCAUGAGGCGGUGGACAAUGACAGCAGUGAUGACGAGAGGCAUUUCAAGAGGCGGCGCUCUUCUUCAUCGAGGUACGAGUCGCCGCCGCCUCCUGCCGAGGAGGAGCACCGCCGGCGGUCAAGGGACAGGGAAAGGGAACGUCAUAGCAAGCAUAGAUGA